Messenger RNA from Chrysemys picta bellii (western painted turtle), 1688 nucleotides. Lineage: Eukaryota; Metazoa; Chordata; Testudines; Emydidae. The record is from RefSeq and is a predicted model, not a curated record.
CAGAAAAUUGCAAAGUAGCUUCUGAAUAAAGGAAGACACUGCAGGAGCUCUGGUGUGGUCUCCACUACGGAUCUCUUUCGAGCCUCUGCAUAGCCACUCAUACCCCUUGCACAGGCGGAAAGGUGACAACAAUGCUACAAUGAGUUAAAGGCACAGCGGACACGUGUUUUAAUAAACUUUUUUAAAUUAUUCCUUCCCUGUGGAAGCGUCUUGGCACCUCCUGCUUCACUGAUGAUAUCCCAGAAUGCAUCCUGCUGUGAGAUCACACUGAGCGUGGAUUCAAUAACUCUGCUGCGGUACGUGAGGUCACAUGCUGAGCCAUCUUCUGGAAACCAGGACGUGCCAAGAAGAUUUCACAGAGGAAGAUAAGACUUCAUAAAAAGCAGAAGCAUCUAAGACAAGAAAGAAGAUCUGCAAAAGAUACAAGAUCUGUGGAUUGCUCUUCUGCGUACUGGUGAUUUUUCUUAUUCUGAUAUUUUUUGGUGUCAAAUAUUUCUGGAACCCGUCACCUAAAAAAAUAUACGAUAUGGAGCACACAUUCUUUAGCCAUGGGGAGAAAAAGAAGAUUUUGAUGGAAAUAGAUCCUCUAACCAGAACAGAGACAUUCAGAUCUGGAAAUGGCAGAGAGGAAAUUUUAGAAAUACAUGACUUUAAAAAUGGAAUAACCGGCAUCUUUUUUGGAGGACUUCAAAAAUGCUUCAUCAAAACUCAGAUUAAAGUAAUACCUGAAACUACGGAGGCUGAAAUACAGGAACCUGAGGAAGAUGAAGUGAUGACUACCUACUUUGAACAAUCCAUGGUCUGGAUUCCAGAGGAAAAACCUAUUGACAACAAAGAAUUCCUAAAGAGCUCCAAAAUUUUUGACAUCUGUAAAAAUGUGACCAUACACUGGAUCCACCCAACUCUGAUCACAGCUCCUGAGCUGCAUGACUUUGAAGAUGGAGUGGAAGAUGAUAUCCACUUCCUUGUGACCAAACGAGAUGGGGCUGAAAGACAGAAUGAGCACCAUGUGGAUAAGGAUGCGAGGCCAGGAACCAAACGCCGGGCCCGGCAGCUAACUGAAGAGGAUCUUCCCGUAAAUGACUAUACGGAGAACGGACUCGAGUUCCACCCCUUGUGGGAUGAACGAGGCUACUGCUGUGCUCAGUGUCGCCGUGCCAACCGAUACUGCCAGCGGGUGUGCGAGCCUCUGCUGGGCUAUUACCCGUAUCCCUACUGCUACCAGGGAGGAAGGGUUAUCUGCAGAAUCAUCAUGCCAUGCAACUGGUGGGUGGCACGCAUGUUAGGGAGAGUGUAGGGCCACACAACUGCUGAAGCAAUGGAACUAUAACCAAUGUAUGCCCUCGCUGUAUAGAGGGACCCUAUUGUACGCUGCCGCUCAGCUAGCCUCCCUGUAUUACAAGCCUGUAAAAUGCAGGCUGUUAACUCCUUGAUUCCUGCUGCAUGCUCCAGCCAUGCCUGGCUGAUCGCACCGUCUGUGCUGCUGUUCUAUUCUAUUCAAUACCGUGCUCGUCCCUGCAGCAUCUGAGCGCCUGCUGAGCACAGCAGGUGCGGCCUAACGUUCCCCUGCUUGCGGUGAAAUGUUCAUGGACAGCAUGCAAAGAAUGAAUAGGCAGGAUUGUAUCUGUGCUGUGCCCUAAGAAACGAGACAAACAAUAAACGUUUUCUAUGAGCAAUUGCAAAGAAAA